AGACCAGUCUGGGUUCUGCCUUUCGCCGGCGAACGGGGCGCCCAUGGCCGCGAUGAAAAAACUGUUGUCUGUGAUGGCCGUGCUGGUGCCUACAGAAGCUGCCAGUUGCCCGUGGACAGAGGAUUGGGAAUGGGAAGGCGUUUUUCACGUCCACUAUGGUGGGGUCCUGACAUGGAUCGCUCAAAAAGUGGACGGAGCCUAUGCAGCUGCCAGUAUGAAGAUGGUGAUCCGCACCACCAGCGGGUCCAGCAAAUCGGGCUUGGAAGCCGCUGAGUCGGCUGCGCUGUCGGACUGGAAUGGCAACUUCACAACUGUGAACAACGGAGACACCUUGAGUCCCAACAACGCAUACGAGAUGGUCUUCGACACGACCUCGUGGGUCACCAUGUUCAAGAUCAAUGUCCCGCCAGAGACAGAGCUGGCGUUCUUCUGUGAGCACGUUCCAUCAGAAUUCGUUUCUGGUGGCUUCAACUAUUUGAUCUCAGAAGCUGGCAAGGUUAUGACCACGGCGUACAACGUGUCUGCUUUGACAAGCUGCAACGAGGAUUCAGGUGCUCAGAGCAAGAACACGGACCUCAUUGGGGAGGUCUUGGCCGCGUCAUUCGUCACGACGCUCCCGACCUUGUUGGGCAUUGGAGUUCUGAUGUUCACCUGCCAAGGUGCAGCUCAAUAUGCUGGCACCUUCAUGCACUAUUCGAAUUCCGCAGCCAGCGGCGUGAUUUUCUCUGUGUCCGUGUUCCUGCUGAUGCCAGAGUCUUACCUCAUGAUGAUGGGAGGCAAAAGCGAGUCCGCUGCCGCGGCUGCAUGGGGAAGUUGCCUGCUGGCCGGUUGGCUCAUCGGGAUCAUGGUCCAUCAGAUCUCCCACUUGCUCAAGAAGGAAAAAGCUGUGCCCGAGGACACUGCGGUGGCGAACGUUGAAACCGGUGAAAAGACUGAAGAACUUCAGGUUCCCAAAAAAGUGGACUGGAGUGCCGCUAUCCCAGUGUUUUGGGGCGACUUUAUCCACAACAUUUCGGACGGGAUGGUUUUGGGUUUCGCCUUCUACGCCUGUGGCACCGGCUUCGCUUGGAAGUUGGCGGGCGGAAUCAUCGCGCAUGAGCUGCCGCAGGAACUGGCGGAUUUUUAUGUCUUCAUCAACAAGGCCGGCAUGAAAUGGUACACUGCUGUGUUCCUGAAUUUCAUCUCAGGUUUGUCCUGCGUCAUUGGAGCGGUGAUGGCCUAUUACAUCGAUGUGAGCUCCGAGAUCAGGGGCGCCUUCCUCGCCAUAGGCGCAGGCGUCUUCCUCUACGUGGCUUGCACUGAACUGGGACCGCAGGUGGCAGAAACGCACAAGGGCGCAGAAAGACGUCUGUUGAGCAGCUUGGGCACGAUCGUCCUGUGGCUCCUGGGCGCUGCAGCCCUGGGCCUGGUGCUGCUCGACCAUGAGCAUUGCUACCUGCCGGCGGAUCCAGAUACGCCUGCGGAGGAUCUCCACAAUGGCCAUGCGCACUGAGCCGGUACUUCAACCGUGGAAAGGCCCAUGUCCAAGACACCUGGGCCGGGUCGGUGGUGAGUCGGACCAUAGGCCGCAAAACUGAAUGUUUUACAGUAUGUUGUACCGCGACGAGCAGUUGCGUUGCGAGACGUCUUCUUUGUGGUGUUGCCGCAGACAGACAUUCGCCCG
Cladocopium goreaui is the source of this 1663-nucleotide messenger RNA. The record is from the annotation of a GenBank genome assembly. NCBI's taxonomy places the organism in Eukaryota, Dinophyceae, Suessiales, Symbiodiniaceae.